AUGGCUUUGCAGACAUCUCAUCGCUCUGAAGCAUCGUCGACACCCACGCCCACAUCGAGCUCCGGCAACACCACUGACCCCAAUGCCCAGCAGACUGGCUUCUCCCCUGCAGGGUCGCCCCCUCUCAUUCUGGCCUUUCUGGCUAUCGGAUUAUUCUCAGCUGCUAUGAUCGUUGUUUUUGGUUGGCGACGAGUGCAGUUUGGUCGUGCGUGGACAUUGGGGGGUAUUCCGCCCACGGAGGAGAUUCGUUUACCAAGAGUUCUACCCAAGAAACCCGUGCUGUGGGAUCUAUGGUGCAAAGGACGUGCUGGUUGGACAGAGGUCGCAGGCAGCAGAAAGCCAGAACACAAUAUUAAGCUACAAUGGGAGAACAUGGCGCCGUUUACUGUAAGUACGGUGCCUUUGCACGAUCCGGCCGAGAACAGUAUCACCACAUAUACCCCACCAAUACGUGAUGUUUCUCUUCGCCCUCGUCCUCCCUUCCUCCCUUUUCGUCUAAGAUGGCCGAAUCAUCGGAGCAUGCCACCGCCGCCCCCAUCACCACCACAGCGACACAGGGAUUCCAUGAAAUCAAUCGAAUCAUCGCCAUCGACGACGUCGAGAUCGACACUGCAAGUAGGGGUCAUCAUCAUUAUGCCAUCUGCCCAAAACCCUACAUAUGUCAGGACAGACAGUGAUAUCAAGCGCCAUGAGCGCAACAGACAUCGAGAAAGUGAAGAGGUUGUAGAUUAUUCCAUAGGAAUAUAUGAGUGCCCGUGGGAUUAA
Molecule: messenger RNA, 765 nt
Organism: Psilocybe cubensis
Lineage: Eukaryota; Fungi; Basidiomycota; Agaricomycetes; Agaricales; Agrocybaceae
Exons: 2
Coding region: 1-765 (254 amino acids)
Source: RefSeq, a predicted model, not a curated record